GAGAACAAUGCAAAUAAUUGAAGAGCAAAAAUAUCGUUUUGCUUUGUACGACAGUCAAACUGGAGGUGCUCCUCUUGCUUUGGGUUUAAAUCCAGUUGCUCCCAAAGCUGUUGUUAUAUACAAAACAAAUGCUCGUGUUCAAGAAGUACAUGCACCACCAAAAUCUUUGGCAACUUCUUCCUCUUCACCAAAAGCAGCUGAAAUGGGUCGUGCAAUGCCUAUUUACCCAGCACCUGAACGCGUGAGCCAACAACAAAUGGUAUUUAGAGAUAAAAAAGCAUCUAAAGAAGGACCUAGAAAUGCAGCGAAACUUUGCCUUCACCUAAUCAAGCUGUUCCAAUGAGAAGAAAACAGCAAAGCCAACCAGUUACUC
Molecule: messenger RNA, 373 nt
Organism: Meloidogyne enterolobii
Lineage: Eukaryota; Metazoa; Nematoda; Chromadorea; Rhabditida; Meloidogynidae
Source: the annotation of a GenBank genome assembly